GGAAGACGAUCCAAAGGGGUUGGGGGUAGAGGACGGGAGCUGAAGAACAAGUUGAAGCUUCUUACACGUCCUAUUUAUACAAAAUUGUAUCAGGUGAUCUCUUUCUCACUCUAUCUGGUAAAUGAUCAGGUGUAUGGAUUUCCCACUCAUGAGUCUGCAGCAGUGGUUCUGAAAUUUCUAGAGGAUUAUACAGGAAAAGGAACUGUGUAUGCUUUAGAGGUUAAGGUUUCCAAAGAAGGGCAUAGAGCAUAUGCUAAAGUACAGUUUACCAAUAACAGAAGUGCCGAGGAUAUCAUCUCAUUGGCAAAUCAGUGGCUCUGGUAUGGGUCUUCUUAUUUGAAAGCUUGGGAAAUGGACUCUGACAUCAUACCAAUGCCUCGGACCUAUGCGCAUUGCAUGGAACAGCAUGUUACCUCCCUUUACAUGUCUUGUCACGUGUUUUUGCUUAUACAUGGACCAGCACUUAAUAUCAAUUUUUUCAGCUUGGUCGUUCCACGGAGAAUGGAUAUUGGAUGUAUUGAACAUGCCCUAGAGAAACUGUCUCAUUUGAAGGAGUGCUGCUAUAACCCUCUAAGGUGGAUUUGUCAGGAAUACCUAAAAUACCGCACUUCUAGAAAACUUCCUAAAACGCCUGAUUUUGCUUUAGAUGAUGGGUUGGUAUAUGUACGUAGGGUUCAAAUAACCCCAUGCAAAGCAUAUUUCUGCGGUCCAGAGGUUAAUGUGUCUAAUUGCGUAUUACGCAAUUAUUCUGCAUAUAUUGAUAAUUUCCUUCGGGUUUCUUUUAUCGACGAGGAGGGGGAUAAAAUGUAUUCCAUGGACUUAUCUCUCCGUACAGCUUCUGCAAACGACGACAGAAGAACUGCCGUUUAUAAGAGGAUACUGUCAAUUCUUAGAAAGGGCAUAGUUAUUGGUAGUCAGAAAUUUGAGUUUCUUGCCUUUUCAUCAAGUCAGCUACGGGAUAAUUCUGCUUGGAUGUUUGCUUCAAGACCUGGGUUUACUGCAGAUGAUAUUAGAACGUGGACGGGUGAUUUUCAUCAAAUCAGAAACGUGGCGAAAUAUGCUGCCAGACUUGGUCAGUCCUUUGGUUCCUCCACAGAAACUUUGAAAGUUGCUAAGCAUGAAAUUGAAAUUAUUCCUGACGUUGAGGUUGUAAGAGGUGGAGUCAGAUACGUUUUCUCUGAUGGAAUUGAGAAAAUAUCUACUGAUUUAGCUCGCAGAGUUGCUACAAAAUGUGGCCUUAAAAGUUCUACUCCUCCAUCUGCCUUUCAGAUCCGGUAUGGUGGAUACAAAGGUGUUGUGGCUGUUGAUCCCACUUUAUCAAUGAAGUUGUCACUGAGAAAGAGCAUGUCCAAGUAUGAAUCAGAAAACACAAAAUUAGAUGUUCUGGCAUGGAGCUAG
This is a messenger RNA of Ilex paraguariensis (yerba mate), 1398 nucleotides long. The record is from the annotation of a GenBank genome assembly. NCBI's taxonomy places the organism in Eukaryota, Viridiplantae, Streptophyta, Magnoliopsida, Aquifoliales, Aquifoliaceae.